AUGGGUGAUACUCCAGUGACCCGGCAUCCCUUUGUAAAAUGGGGUCAAAACGAGACCCAUGUGUUCUUAUCCGUUCAACUUGGAGAUGCAGAAGAUGUGGCGGUGGAUAUCACUGAUGAGUCGCUGACAUUCGCAGCCGUCGGCAAUGGUGCACACGGGCGCGAGCAGUACCGUUUUCGGCUAGAUUAUUAUCUGCCCAUAGUUGCCAAACAAAGUCGAUACACGGUUACCGGACGAGCUAUCCUGAUCAGACUACGCAAGGAAUUGAAGGAUGCCUGGCCCAGGUUAACAAUUCAGUCUGAAAAACUUCCAUGGGCACACCUGGACUUUGAUUUGUACCAGUUCGAUGCAUCGGACGAAGAACCCCCUGGUGAUGAGACGGAGGGCAACGUCAAGGUCAAAGUUAUUCGCCCAACAAAGGAGGAAAGGGCAAGUUGA
This is a messenger RNA of Opisthorchis viverrini, 438 nucleotides long. RefSeq lists its product as hypothetical. Bases 1 to 438 code for a protein of 145 amino acids. Gene Ontology annotation, cellular component: nucleus; cytosol. Gene Ontology annotation, molecular function: Hsp90 protein binding; protein-folding chaperone binding. The record is from RefSeq and is a predicted model, not a curated record. Gene Ontology annotation, biological process: protein folding; chaperone-mediated protein complex assembly. Lineage: Eukaryota; Metazoa; Platyhelminthes; Trematoda; Opisthorchiida; Opisthorchiidae. The transcript is spliced from 3 exons.